Messenger RNA from Apodemus sylvaticus (European woodmouse), 865 nucleotides. RefSeq names its product O-6-methylguanine-DNA methyltransferase (gene Mgmt). Gene Ontology annotation, molecular function: methylated-DNA-[protein]-cysteine S-methyltransferase activity. The coding region runs from base 129 to 767 and encodes 212 amino acids. Gene Ontology annotation, cellular component: nucleus. The record is from RefSeq and is a predicted model, not a curated record. Gene Ontology annotation, biological process: DNA repair. Lineage: Eukaryota; Metazoa; Chordata; Mammalia; Rodentia; Muridae. The transcript is spliced from 5 exons.
CCAUCCCCGUGCACGAGCAUGCGGCCCACGCUUCUGAGUGCCAGAGUCAAGUGCUCAGGCUUACGGGCUCUGUGUAUCGUCCCACGUUGCUGAAUGUCUGCAUAGUUUGCAGCUUGGAACUUGGCAGAAUGGCCCAGACCUGCAAAAUGAAAUACACGGUGUUGGACAGCCCUUUGGGGAAGAUGGAGCUGUCUGGCUGUGAGCGGGGCCUGCAUGGGAUACGGUUUCUCAGCAGGAAGACCCCAAGCACCGACCCCACGGAAGCCCCAGCUACUCCUGAGGUGCUCGGUGGGCCAGAGGGAGUGCCAGAGCCCCUGGUGCAGUGCACCGCCUGGCUGGAAGCCUAUUUCCGCGAACCCGCAGCCACAGAAGGGCUUCCCUUGCCUGCUCUCCAUCACCCCGUGUUCCAGCAAGAUUCAUUCACCAGACAGGUGUUAUGGAAGCUGCUGAAGGUUGUGAAAUUCGGAGAAAUGGUUUCUUACCAGCAAUUAGCAGCCCUGGCAGGCAACCCCAAAGCGGCUCGUGCAGUAGGAGGGGCAAUGAGAAACAAUCCGGUUCCCAUCCUCAUCCCCUGCCACAGGGUGGUUUGCAGUGACGGUACCAUCGGCAAUUACUCUGGAGGAGGACAGGCUGUGAAAGAGUGGCUUCUGGCCCACGAGGGCAUCCCGACUAGACAGCCAGCCUCCAAGGUCGUAGGUCCGCCGACUGGGGCCCGGCUCAAGCCAUCCUUCCGGUCUACCAGCUCCAAGCCAUCUGGCCAGAAUUGAGUAACCGUUUGAAUGACACGCAGAUGUAACGCGGUGUUGGAAGCGGAUGUGUGGUAGCACCACUAUAUUAAAAGAGCUGUGUGUCCUGAGGGACGCGA